This is a messenger RNA of Balaenoptera musculus (blue whale), 1448 nucleotides long. It is a transcript of the gene FGL1, whose product is annotated as fibrinogen like 1. Gene Ontology annotation, biological process: negative regulation of T cell activation; regulation of immune response. The transcript is spliced from 8 exons. Bases 144 to 1037 code for a protein of 297 amino acids. The record is from RefSeq and is a predicted model, not a curated record. NCBI's taxonomy places the organism in Eukaryota, Metazoa, Chordata, Mammalia, Artiodactyla, Balaenopteridae.
UCUCUGACUCCUUUGUGACUUUAGGCAAGUUCUUUCAGUGGGAAAAAUGGCGAAGAUGAUAAGUUUCAUCCUUCUCACCACUGUUCUGGUAAUGGGCAGGGAAAGCUGGCUUGUUCGGAGCGUUUCUUCCCCUUAAGAGCGAGAUGCGCAUUACUCUGCAGGCUCUCGAGAACUGCCUGCAGGAGCAGACGCGGCUCAGAGCCCAGGUGCACCUGCUUGAGACCCGGGUCAAGCAGCAGCGGGUCAAGAUCGCGCAGCUUUUGCACGAGAAGGAAGUCCAGCUCCUUGAUGAAGGAGAGGAGAAUAGCGUCAUUGACCUUGGAGGCAAGAGGCAAUACACAGAUUGUUCAGAGAUUUUCAAUGAUGGGUAUAAGCAGAGUGGAUUUUACCAAAUCAAACCUCUCCAGAGCCCAGCAGAAUUCUCUGUUUAUUGUGACAUGUCUGAUGGAGGAGGAUGGACUGUAAUUCAGAGACGAUCUGAUGGCAGUGAGAACUUUAACAGAGACUGGAAUGACUAUGAAAAUGGCUUUGGAAAUUUUGUCCAAAAAAAUGGUGAAUAUUGGCUGGGUAAUAGAAAUCUUCACUUAUUGACUACACAAGGAGACUACACAUUAAAAAUCAACCUUGCAGAUUUUGAAAAAAAUAGCCGUUAUGCACAAUAUAGAAAUUUCAAAGUUGGAGAUGAAAAGAAUUCCUAUGAUUUGCAUAUUGGGGAAUAUUCUGGAACAGCUGGAGACUCCCUUGCAGGGAAUUUUCAUCCUGAAGUGCAAUGGUGGGCCAGUCACAAAAGAAUGAAAUUCAGCACAUGGGACAGAGAUAACGACAACUACGAAGGGAACUGUGCAAAAGAAGAUCAGUCUGGCUGGUGGUUUAACAGGUGUCACUCUGCAAACCUGAACGGUUUAUAUCACACGGGCCCCUACACGGCUAAAACGGACAAUGGGAUAGUCUGGUACACCUGGCAUGGAUGGUGGUAUUCCUUGAAAUCUGUGGUUAUGAAAAUUAGGCCAAAUGAUUUUAUUCCAAAUAUUGUUUAAUUGUCCCUGCUGAGCUUCCAUUUCUGCAGUGCAUCUUGGUUUAAGUGAUUUGGAAAAUAGCAAAUCUAAACAUUCACAUGUAUAAUGAUGGCAAUUGUUAUGUGCACUGCUUUUCAUUCUUACUUGCCUUUAUUAAUUAAUGUACUUUCAGUACAGCAAAUAAGUGAUAUUCACCAAAUAAAUGUAGAUUAUGUUACUAUUUAAUUGAAUUCCUACGUGCAAAGGACUACAAUAAGAGAUUAUUGCUGAACAAAAAAUAAAAAGCAUAGAGUAUAUACAUGACUUGGGAGAUAACACAGCAUAAAUUUAUAAUAACUUACAUAUGAAUGCAGUUUUAAAAAUACUUGAAAAUAACCUAGCAAAUAAUGGAUUGCCAAAUCAACUGCGUGGAUAAUAAAUAUUAUGAAUUGA